Messenger RNA from Porites evermanni, 8868 nucleotides. The record is from the annotation of a GenBank genome assembly. NCBI's taxonomy places the organism in Eukaryota, Metazoa, Cnidaria, Anthozoa, Scleractinia, Poritidae.
AUGGCAUCUUUUCUGGAAAGAUCCCGCAAGGUGCAAGUCACCAUUUUGGCCUCUGAAUGGGGAUCGAGCAAAGGAGGGCUGUCCACCAUAAACAGAGAAUUAGCCAUUCAGUUCGCCAAAUGCCCUGAAGCGGAAAUCACUUUCUUUCUUCCAAAAUGCAGUAAAGAGGACAAAAAGCUAGCCCUCCAACACAACGUAAAGAUCGUUGAGGCAUCACGCCGACCUGGCUUUGAAGAACUGGAGUGGCUUACCUUUCCACCAGAACAUUUACAAAUAGAUGUAAUCGUUGGUCAUGGAGUUAAACUCGGUAAACAAGCACAAAUCAUUAAAGAACGUAAGAACUGCAAAUGGAUCCAAGUCGUGCACACAGACCCAGAAGAACUGGGAAUGUUUAAGAACUAUUCCAACCCAAUUUCCAAGGGUCAAGAGAAACAUAAAACAGAGGUAGAGUUGUGUGAAAUGGCAGACCUCGUUGUAGGAAUUGGACCCAAAUUGAGUGAGGCCUUCCGCUCGUAUCUUCGUGGUUGCCAAAAAGAAUUCAAAAGGGUGGUAGACUUUACUCCUGGAGUUUUUGAAGAAUUUGUCAGCGUGAUUCAGGACACUGAAGAAGGAAAGCAACGGAGUGUCUUGGUGUUUGGUCGUGGGGACGCAGAGGAUUUCGAACUAAAGGGAUUUGACAUCGCUGGAAAAGCGGUCGCUGCAUUACAAGAUACACGUCUUGUGUUUGUUGGCGCCCUAGAUGGAAAACACGAAGAAAUAGCGAACAGGUUAAUCGAAUGUGGUGUUCCUACACGUCGCUUGAGAGUAAGAGGGUUUAUUGACGACCGAGAGAGUUUGAGGCGCUUGUUUCAAGAAGUGGAUCUUGUAGUCAUGCCUUCAAGAACAGAAGGCUUUGGGUUGGCAGGACUUGAGGCCCUGUCAGUUGGUCUCCCUGUGCUUGUCAGCCGCAACUCGGGGUUUGGAGAGGCACUGUGCAGUGUACCAUUUGGUUCGUCCUUUGUAGUUUACUCAGAGGACCCCACUGAUUGGACCGCAGCCAUAACGAAAAUUUGGGCCAAGGACAGAAAAAUACGACUUAAGGAAGUAGAAGUUUUGCGCGAUUUGUACGACAAGAAAUACAACUGGGCCAACCAGAUAAACGAUCUUGUUCACAAGAUGAUCAGCUGGAAUCACGGUAUGAAUGUCAAAAUUAAUGAUUUUUUUUUUCAUUUUUUUUUUUAAAUUAAGCACUAUGACCAUGCCUACUGAUAAUGGCAUCCAAUUUUUCUAAUUGAACUCCUCCUGUAAAUCAAUAAUUUUUGAUGUUCAGGUCAGGCUGUCCACUCUAAAAAAUUUAUUUAGUAUACUUAAAACGCUGUUCAGGCUGAAAAGAAACAAAGGUUGUUUCUUGUAAAUGUUGUUAGAUACACCCAAUGUUUCCGGCUACUCACAAUCCAGAAAACAAGAGAACCUGGACGUUUAGACUCUCUCAUACAUUCUUAAAAAGAUAACAAUCUUGUCCUUUUUUUUCAGCAGGUGAUUUUUCAAAUGUCCAGAGCUUCCCCGAAACAAUAGGUGGAACCGUUUUAUCUUCUCAGCUGGCUUCUCAGGCUACACGAGGCACGACAGAGAAACAUGCAGGUAACCCUUAAAUCUAAAGCGUGAUCGGAAUAAACAGCUUCGACGAUUUCUCUUCCGAUUCUGUUUUUAAGGUGGCUUACUACAGUUUUUUGGAUGAAAACUAUCGACUUUUUCAAACUGGAGCAUUUUUUCUGAACUUUUUUUUUUCACUGUACUGAACUGUUUAUGACCGCAAUUGAUGUAAAUUAUCAUUUUACCUCCUUAAAACAUUUUAUUGCAUAGUAUAACGCGAAAAAUAGUAACCUAGCAUCCAAAGGGGGCUGGUAACUAGACCUUUAAAGGCUUUCUUCUCAAAAAGUAGCCGUAUGACCUGGGUUCAAAUUUUGAGGAUUGUUAGGGAACAUAAAGACGAAACUGUGAACAUUUUUUUAAACCAAUCCAGGACGUUUUUUUAGUUAUUAUAAAAUGAGACAAAAUUCCACAUUUUUGGCUUUUGCCAAAAUUCAGUCUAUAGGAUUCUUUCUUUCUCCGUAAAAACAAUUACUUCUAAGUACUAAAUAAUACCCUGAAAUUUUCAGAUGGGGUCGUACGGCUAGUUUCCAAUAGCGGAAUCACCUUUUCAAGGCUAUAAGAGCUAUCUAGCCAUAGAGCUAAUUCCUAGUCCUUUCAUAAGAGGAUCUAGAGUAGAAAACUUCGUGGCGUUCACAGCUAUAAUAACUAAAUUUCGCAGUGAUUUAAAAUGUCUCAUGGAAAUUUGUUGCUAAUUCAUGGUCGGUUACGCCAUUAUGGUUUUUUGCUGUCUGUAAGGAAUGUAUUAAAAAACAACUAAGCAUAUAUGACAAACAAUUUUAAGUCUUCCAGGUCAAUUGUCUCAAUUUGUUCCUGUAGUCUCAUAACUGAUCAUAUUUACCGUCGUUUCAAAAAAAUGUCGACAAAGGAGUCAUUCUGUUAGGAGCAACGCUUGGUUUGUGAUGAGAAUGGGGUUUUAAGCGAAUAAGGUUUAUACAGUGUACCUCGAUUUUAACACACGUACUGUAUAGUAAAGCAAUUUACUUCAGUAGAUCUAAUAAACAAUUCAUAAUUUUGUUGAAUUCUUCUUUUAGAUCCUGAUUCAACUCAGUAUACCUCCACCAAUGGGAGAUCAAAUUAUUCCCGGUUAUGCCGUCUUCUAAUCAGCUUGGGUUCAAAAGCCCUCAGAGAAACGUUUGACAGAAUAAUUCCACCGCAAAGUCUUCAGCGCAUUCUAAAACGGAACCCAGUACACUCUAAACUUCAGUCACGUCGAAAGGAAGGGAUACUAAACUCAGUCCGGUGGAGUAAAUUGUAUCCUACCACACCCUCCGAAGUUCCAUCGGCAGGCUUCGAUAUCCCCCUGCUAAUGGUUCUUCUAAGGACAAUCUGUGAUCUGAGUCCUCCACCCGCUGGUUGGGAUGCUCCUCCUCUUACCGAAGACCUAAGCCGUGAGUCUGACAUUGCGCGUCUGAAAUAUUUCUUCAACGCCGUGUCUAGUCAUGCUGGAGAAGGUUUUGUUAGUGAUGCUGUCUUCAGUAGCUACUGGCAGCAGAUCCAUGACACUUUGGUACGAUUGGGAGGAGCUGAUUAUGAAGAUGUUAUUGAGCAAAUGAGGUGUCAGGAAAUGGACGUCCUAAGUGAGGAACAUUUCAGAGAACUUCUCAAGCAAUGGAGAAAGGUGGAGGAAAAUAUCAAAGACAAACUGAAUGAACUGGAAAGUGCAGAGGCUUUAACGAUGGCAGGUGAGCUUUUGUGGUAAAAAUAUGUCUGCUGUUUGUAUUAACAUGGCUAGAGUUUUUUAGAAUUAUUAUAAUGGCAAAAGAAAAAUUUCGAUGUGGUCAGUUUUGCAACGAACGGUAAUUUUUGUCAUGUGCUUUGCUAUUCGGCGUAUAUAUAACUAGGUCCUGCCUGAAAAAGUAAAAUUGUCGUUGAACGUUUUUAAUUUUUCGAAAGAUUAGGCAAACGUAAGUUUUGCGAAGAGACCAGAUGCUAAGUCUGAAUCAAGCUAGGUCUUGAGUAAACAGUCUUCCAACGUACUGUGACAACUUUGUUGUGGGAUUGCUAUGAAAUUGCAAUCUGCAGAUUAAGUGGAGGCGUUGUUCUCCACAUAUAUUUUGUUUACUGUUAUGGUCUGUUCGUUAAAGUUGAGCCCUUCUCCUACGGCAGCAAUCAUGGAUAGGUUGAACUUACUGCAAUAUUGAUCACGACGGAUUUUUUUCCAAGGCCUUGAAAUAAGUAAUGUGUAGGCGCUAGUACCGUGCAGUAAAAAUUGUUUUGUGUGGAAAGAACCCAUUUUGGCAGGUUAAAUGUAAAACAAUAGCUUACGAAAAUAAUGAUACUCACGAACGUAGAGAAAUGUUAAAAAAGUACUGGUGAAGACUAGUAGUAUAGUAAAGACUAACUUACGGAGGGAUAAAAGUCUAGAGGAAAAGACUUCUGUCGUGCUAGCUGACUUGCAUCCGAAGACGCAGUGAGAACAUAAAGCUACGUCAGUAAGAAAGCAAGACUAAAAAAAGCAAGACUAAUAACUAACCGUACCAAACAUCUCGCAUAAGACAACAAGAGUAGUUGGGAGAUUUAGAGUCACGUUGUAGACAAGCGGCAAACGUGAGAUCAAGUUUGCAAUUUCUCAAAUUAGGAGAUGAGCAGGUAAAAACUGUCUUAAAUAUUUUUAGUUGUAGAUUAACCUAAACCGUCUUUUUUUUUUUUAAAAUAUAAUAAACAGUAGGCGACAAGUAAAGGGAACACUUGAUGACGUGAUACAAUCUGACGUUUGCCGUAAACGUGAUUCUAAACCGUGACGUAGACACAAUCGACUACAACAGCAGGAAUGAUGUGACGUACAGCGAAGCGAUAACAAGACUAGACUACAACCACAUGAACGCAAUGAUGCAACAAAAAGCGUAACGAGACAUGUCUAACAUAUAUUGACAUACGGGAAUAAGGUUAAUACCAUAGGAACGAAAUUAUGUACGGGAAAUGGGUUUGACCUGGAAAUGAUUACGCACGAACAAAACUAAAACAACAAACGAACAAGAAGUUUGAUUUCACGAACGGACUCAAAUGCGAGCUGCACGCGCAGUACAUUCCCAGCUGAAAAAAGAUUACUAAAAAUUAAUUUUUUCAUACCUGUUGACCAUGGCAAGUGGGAUGUCGAUUGGACAAUCGAAGGAUGCCUUUUUCUUUUUAGGGUUUUCUUUGGUGGCAUAAUAGACUGUUAACAGUCCCCUAUGUUUUCGUAAGAUCGCCAGGAUCAAGCGCUUUUCGGUACGGGCGGCCUUUUUGAUUAGGCUUUGAUUCGGGACACUAAAACCCACACAGUAAUUUUUAAUUUUUUUAUAAGUCCAAAACUGGAGUAAAAAUUUUAGGUUUAGGAUAACCCCUUUUUUGGGGUUAUUUUAACUCCUCAAUAUCUAGGGUCAUUUUUACUCCUGAAAAAGAGUUCUUUAAACUCCUUCUUGGAGUUGAAAUAACUCCCCAAAAAAUAACUGCAUUGUAAGGAGUUAAAUUAACCCCACUAGAGGAGUUAUUAGAACACCUUGAAAAUUACUGUGCAGAUGGCCACCCAUAACGGAAAGCGUUAGAACUCGACGAUCUUACGGAAAAGUGGGGGAAUGUGAACAGUCUAGCGGAAAAACAAGCUCAUAUUAUGAUCUUUUUAACUUCUGGCCGAAAAAACAGAUAACAAACAGUUACGGAAACCUUUUUUCAAGGUCAAACGAAAAUCUCUCUAAUACGGUACGAACAAGGCGACACACGGAAAAGCGGUUUCGUACAAUGUAAAUCUCAAAGAGGUCAGUUUAGAAGACAAUACUCAUUUCACACCAACACAUUUACCAACAAUAGGACGUAAGGAAAAAUGUUUAAAAGGUAGUGCUUAUACGGUAAAAACUAGCGGAGAAAUCUGGAGAUGUUGGAGAGAGAGACGCGGGAUGGAAUCGGUAGGAAUAUUGGUUUUUAAGUGCGCUUUUUCGGUUUUUGUAGAUGUCAGUAUGAAUUCUGUCCAACUGUCCAGUGUUACACAAUUUCCACUAUAAACAGUAAUUAUUGGACACCAUGACCGACUGUUUAUUGUUGAGCUGACAAGUUGCACGGUUGAGCUGCCUUUAUUUCAAGCCUUGGUUUCCGCACAAUGUAAAUCUUAAUGCGUGCAUUUCUUUUCAUAGUUAUUUGCAGCAUUGAAACCUAAAUACACAUUAAAAGUAAUUUACACAAGCCAAACAAAAUGCAGGUUACGAUAUUUUGCAUUUCUUUUUUUUAGAUUUUUCAUUCCCAACCGAAAUUGUGGAAAAGAUUCGUCAGCUGUAUGGAACACGUGAACAACGCCUCCAGCCCGUUCCUUGGUGUGAAGAUUUCACUUUUCAUCUGAAUGAAAUUUUUACCAGGUUGAAGAUCGUGAGCAAAGAUAAAACCCAAGGAGUACUUACUGACGAUAUUACCGAUAUGACUGCAAUCUUUAAGCCGCACGUAGAAUGCCAAAGGCCGCGAACAGUCUUGAUUGAAGGAGACCCUGGCAUGGGUAAAAGCACGUACUGUCAGAAACUAGCGUAUGAUUGGGCAACUAAGCAGAAGGAGUUGGACCCCUCUUUUCCAGACAUUGACGUGCUAUUACUUCUCAAAUGUCAUGAAGUGAAAUCUAGCAUCUUGAAAGCUAUUGAUGAUCAAAUUCUUCCUGCGGAAAUUGACGAUCAAGCUAGAGAAUGUUUCUUCAAAUUCGUUCGUGAAAAUCAGUCGAAAGUUCUUUUAGUACUUGAUGGAUUAGAUGAAAUGGACUCCACUGAAAUGAAAAGAAUCUAUGACUUGGUUGAGGGUAAAGAACUGUCAGGUUGUCACGUUAUUCUCACAUCUCGUCAUGAGGUAGGGAGGAAACUUAGGAGGUAUUGUGACACUCUGUGGGAGAUUGUAGGAUUCACCGCAGGAGAUGCAAAUAGUUUUAUUCGUAGGUACUUUAAAAGCAUCAACAGGGAGGACUUACUGGAGAAUUUGCUACAAAAGAUUCGCUAUUCGCAUGAGUUAAGAAACUUGUCCAAAAAUCCCUUGAACGUAACCUUGCUUUGUGUUCUUUGUGAAGAUUUAGAGGGCGUUUUUCCAACGAGCAGGACUGAAUUGUACACUGAGAUUGUCCUAUGUGUUUUAAGGCGAUAUGAAAAAAAGCAAGGAUUGUCGAGCAAAAGUGAAGACCUUAUGAGCAUCUACAGGGACGAUCUAGUACAUCUGGGACGAGUGGCGUUACAUUCUCUUCAAAAAGGAGAGCUAUACUUUGAAGAACACGAAUCUGGAAGUACCUCUAUUGCUUUAUCGAAGUUUGGAUUUCUUUCACUCCAGGCUAGUGGCUGCAAGAGGAGAGCUGUUGUGCGUUAUGCAUUUCUCCACAAAAGCUUCCAAGAGUUCUUUUCUGGAUUUUAUCUUGCUUGCCAAAUACUUGACGGAGGUAUUGAUUGUGUCUCAGUAGUAAAAGACGAGAGAUUCAAAGACGAACUAAAGCAAGUCUUUUUAUUCAUGACUGGAAUUUUAGGCUCAAUGAGUAAGGAGACAGCAGAGUCUUUUAUUAAAAUUAUGGCUCAAAAUAUCAAUUUAAUAGAUCCCGAUUGUAAGCAAGACAUUUGUGAAUUAUUUCAUUUAGCUUUAGGCUGCAUUUUAGAGUGCCCAACUUUAUCUCGUACCCUAGGGUUACACCUUCACAUAAGUGAUUUAAAUUUGAAAGGGAUCAUGAUUUAUGGUUCUGGUGCUACUUCCCUUUCCCAGGCUCUUGAGACCAACUCCUCCUUAACUAGUUUGGAUUUGAGUGCGAACAGUAUUGGUGAUUCUGGUGCUACUUCCCUUUCACAGGCUCUUGCGACCAACUCCUUCUUAACUAGUUUGAAUUUAUAUGCCAACCAGAUUGGUGCUUCUGGUGCUGCUUCCCUUUCCCAGGCUCUUGCAGGCAACUCUUCCUUAACUAGUUUGGAUUUGUAUUCGAACAUGAUUGGUGAUUCUGGUGCUACUUCCCUUUCUCAGGCUCUUGCGACCAACUCCUCCUUAACUAGUUUGAAUUUGAGUUGGAACAGUAUUGGUGCUUCUGGUGCUACUUCCCUUUCCCAGGCUCUUGACACCAACUCCUCCUUAACUAGUUUGGAUUUGAGUUCGAACAGUAUUGGUAAUUCUGGUGCUACUUCCCUUUCCGAGGCUCUUGCGAUCAACUCCUUCUUAACUAGUUUGAAUUUAUAUGCCAACCAGAUUGGUGCUUCUGGUGCUACUUCCCUUUCCCAGGCUCUUGAGACCAACUCCUCCUUAACUAGUUUGCAUUUGAGUGGGAACCGUAUUGGUGAUUCUGGUGCUACUUCUCUUUCCCAGGCUCUUGCGACCAACUCCUCCUUGACUAGUUUGAAUUUAUUUGCCAACCAGAUUGGUGAUUCUGGUGCUACUUCCCUUUCCGUAGCUCUUGAAACCAACUCCUCCUUAACUAGUUUGGAUUUGAGUCUGAACAGUUUUGGUGCUUCUGGCGCUACUUCCUUUUUCCAGGCUCUUGCGACCAACUCAUCCUUAACUAGUUUGGAUUUGAGUUGGACCAGUAUUGGUGCUUCUGGUGCUACUUCCCUUUCCCAGGCUCUUGAGACCAACUCAUCCUUAACUAGUUUGAAAUUGAGUUGGAACAGUAUCGGUGCUUCUGGUGCUACUUCCCUUUCCCAGGCUCUUGAGACCAACUCCUCCUUAUGAUCAAACCUAAACUCAAGCUUGUCAUUUGGUGAUUCUGGUGCUACUUCCCUUUCCCAGGCUCUUGCAGGCAACUCCUCCCUCACUAGUUUGGAUGUGAGUUUGAACCGUAUUGGUGCUUCUGGUGCUACUUCCCUUUCCCAGGCUCUUGCGACCAACUCCUUCUUAACUAGUUUGAAUUUACAUGCCAACCAGAUUGGUGCUUCUGGUGCUACUUCCCUUUCCCAGGCUCUUGAGACCAACUCCUCCCUAACUAGUUUGGAUGUGAGUUUUAACCGUAUUGGUGCUUCUGGUGCUACUUCCCUUUCCCAGGCUCUUGCGACCAACUCCUUCUUAACUAGUUUGAAUUUACAUGCGAACCAGAUUGGUGCUUCUGGUGCUACUUCCCUUUCCCAGGCUCUUGAGACCAACUCCUCCUUAACUAGUUUGGAUUUGAGUGGGAACAGUAUUGGUGAUUCUGGUGCUACUUCCCUUUCCCAGGCUCUUGCGACCAACUCCUCCUUAACUAGUUUGGAUUUGAGUGAGAACAGUAUUGGUUAUUCUGGUGCUACUUCCCUUUCCCAGGCUCUGGCAGCCAACCCCUCCUUAACUAUCUCGUAUUAG